Acaromyces ingoldii is the source of this 484-nucleotide messenger RNA. RefSeq lists its product as hypothetical. Lineage: Eukaryota; Fungi; Basidiomycota; Exobasidiomycetes; Exobasidiales; Cryptobasidiaceae. The record is from RefSeq and is a predicted model, not a curated record. The transcript has 2 exons. The coding region runs from base 177 to 419 and encodes 80 amino acids.
AGAAGAAAAAAUAGUCCUUCCUGUCUGAGCCUCUUCUUUUUCUCGCUCCCCACACCUCUCCCUGUCGCUUUCGCUCACGCUGGUCGUCGAGCCCAAACUUGAUCGUGACUUCUAAAUUCGGGAGCGCUGAGACCAAAUCUACACCGCGCAAGCUGGACCUGCGUCACCCGUCUGCGAUGCGCUUCCUCAUCCUGACUCUCGCCAUGUCCCUGUUCCUAACGGAACUCUCCGUGCAAUGUCAAGCAAAGUCGCUGCACACACUGCACCGUCACCAAGCGAUCCUGGCGAAGAGAUCUGCCGCGUUCAUUAACACCAACGCGAAUGUAGACGUGGCGAUGGAGAAGGCCAUGUUGAUGACUCCUAGGCCCCCUAAAGCUUACUUCAAGCGAGCUCUGCUCCUCUCGACGACUGUAGUCUAAUUUGGGUCAAUGUGUGGAAAUGAAGGAAGAGAUGGCGAACGAGAGACCUGAUUGCACAAACACAG